Molecule: messenger RNA, 1031 nt
Organism: Cydia amplana
Lineage: Eukaryota; Metazoa; Arthropoda; Insecta; Lepidoptera; Tortricidae
Gene: eIF4H1
Product: eukaryotic translation initiation factor 4H-like
Exons: 6
Coding region: 92-1003 (303 amino acids)
Molecular function (GO): RNA binding
Source: RefSeq, a predicted model, not a curated record
CAUUUUGGUGUAAAUUCAAUUAAAAUGUUGUUACUUGAAAAAAAGUAAUGGCUGCUCCUCUAGAAAUUGAUGCGCGCGCGCUCAGUGUUCCAUGUUUCUAAACAUGGCAGGUCGCAGUGGUUUCGACGAUGGAAAUCCUAGGGACUUCGGCGGAGGCCGAAGGACAGCGGGCGGGCGCCCGCUUCCCACCGAGCCACCAUACAAGGCAUACGUUGGAAACUUACCCGGUGAUAUCAUUCAAGGAGAUAUUAACAGAAUUUUUCCCAAUCUAUCCAUUAAAAAUGUGCGAUUAGUGAUGGACAAAGAAACAGACAGAUUCAAAGGGUUCUGCUAUGUAGAAUUUGAAUACCUUGAUGACUUGAUCAAAGCCAUUGAAAUGAAUGGUCUUCUCAAUGUGGACGGAAAUUACAUAAAAAUUGAUGUGGCAGAGGAAAAACGAAAUGAUCGAGGGGGCGGCGGUUUCGACCGCGGCCGACGGGACGGUGGGCGCGGGCGUGACGGCGGCGGCCGCGACGGCUUCCGGCGGGACGGCGGCCGCGGUAUGUACGACCACUUCGACGCCGAGCGCCGCGCGCCCCGGCACCAGGGUGGAGGGUUUCCUCAUGAUCGCGAGCGCGGCGGGGGCGGGGGCGGGGGGGGCGGCAACGACCGGUGGAGCGGCGACGUGCGCGCCGAGUCGCGCGGCUCGCGCGGCCCGUCCGAGGAGCCGCGCGCGCAGGACUGGGGCCGCAUGGGCGCGCGCCCGGCGCCCGUCGCCGGCGCCCGCCCCGGCGCCGGCGCGGGGCCCGGCGGACCCGGCGGCGUCGGCGGAGCCCCGCCCCGGCGCAACUUCGAUGACAUGCCCAACUCCCGCCCGGAUACAACGGGGCGACCGAAGCUGAAGCUGCAGCCACGAACGGUGACGGAACCGGUGAAUUCGCUGGCGUCCACGUCGCAAGCGUCGUCCAUCUUCGGCGGCGCGCGCCCCCGCGAGGAGCGGCUCAAGGAGCUCUCCAACGAGUAACGUGUGUCUGUACCCCCCGAGAUGUCUG